AAACCCAACGACAAAAAAAAUUCCUUAACAAGAGUUUUAUGAGCGUGGUAGCACUGAAAAUAAUAAUAAUAAGUAAAGCCACAGUGAGCCUUUCAGCCAUUUUGGUUUAUUUUAUCACAAAACUGAAGCAACGUGACACGCUGUAUUGUGAUUUUAUAAAGUGUUUUUUUAAAAAUUGAAUAAAAUUAAAAGAAGAUAAUAGACAUGACUAUUUGUAGUGUUCAUAAUUGCACACACUCCAGAAAAAAUGAUGUAUGUAUUUUACAUCGAUUUACAUCGAAUGAAAAAAUUUGUAAAGAGUGGGUUCGUCUUCUAGGAGAUGAGGACCUUUUGGGCCUUACACCACAAAUGUUGUAUCAAAAAAGAACCGUUUGCGGUUGUCAUUUUACGGACGAUGAUUAUGUUUCUUUCAAAAGAAAGAAACUGAAAAGUGAUGCGGUUCCAUCAAUAUUUGCAACGGAGAUCAUUCCUUUAAAUGACGAGCAAAUGAAGUCUUUUAUGCCUCAAAAUAAUGUGGUUGAAUCUAGCAUAGCUGUUCGAGUUUCAGUGGACCACGAUGACUGGCAGAAUAGUUUGAAUAAACGAAAAUCACAUGCAAUUGAUACUUGUGACUUACAAGUUGCUGAAAAUGAUACGUUUAUUAAUGACGAUAUUGAAGCAAGCCGGACGCCAUUAAAUGUGAUUCAACAAAAAUCUAAAAGAAGAUCGGUAGAUAUGGGUACUAUCGCGACAAGUGUUAGAGAAGCGACUCCUAGAAGGCAGAGAACACGUUCAUCAGAAUUAGCGUUUGAAAUGUUGGAUACGAAUUCAACAGUUCAGAAAGUUUAUCCGUUCCCAUUCAAUGAAAGCAGCAAUAUUAACGACUUGGAGUAUGUAAAUAUGCAGCAAGUGGUAAAAAAAAAAAAAGGGAUAUCUCAUCAAGCACUAUUAAGGAGAUUGAAUGGUUAUUUAAAAUAUAUGGAGACUUCACCCGCUGAGGAACUGGUUUCCAAAAUUGAUUCAUUAUUAAACAAUUAUUGUAAACCCAUUAAUUUUCGACGUGUGUGCUGAAUUUAUAAGCACGUCGCGUCACAAAUUCCAAAAAAACAUAUUAUUAUACGCCCUUUUGGCCUAUGAAAGUUUUCUAAACCUAUAAGGGCGUAUAAAAAUAAGUCAUUUCUGAAUAAGUAACGCGACAGAAUGUACGCGCACUUUGAAUUGUAAAUAUUUUUUGAAUUUAUAAUCGUGUUGUGUGUAUACAUAUUUAUAUAUAUUUUUUUCAUUAAUUACUUAAAGAACACUAAAUUGUAAAUAUUUUAUACAAUUGCAAGCGCAUUAUAUGUAUAUUAAUCUUAGCGCGCGAAUUUACAUUUCUUGGCAGUCAAUCAUUUAUUAGGUAUAAAGUUGUAAAUAUUUGAUUAAAUUACGAACGCGCGAUUUGUUUUUUUUCAUCGAACUGAUGUCGGUUUUCUAAUAAUUCAUUAUGUUAUUGCAAGCUAUUUUAACAAAUAAUACAUUUUUUAUAUAAUAACUUUUGAAAUAAUUAUCUAUAAAUCGCGAACAGAAAUAAUGAAUCACGCGUGCUGGUAUGCACUAUAAUUAUUUAAAUUAUAAACAUAUUUUCAAUUAUUCCUCGAGCUGCGAUAACUUCGAUCAUCCUUUUAAAUCAUUCAGGUAAAAAAUAAAAAAACGACACAAUAAUACGUAGCAGUUGUUUCUCAUGAAGAUUUUAAUGUACAGGCUUCGAGUGAUUUCCCUAUAUGAGACAUUUUAAUAUUACAAAUAUUUAUUUUCAAUUAUUUUCAUAUCUUGUUCGU
Microplitis mediator is the source of this 1796-nucleotide messenger RNA. RefSeq lists its product as uncharacterized. The transcript has 4 exons. The record is from RefSeq and is a predicted model, not a curated record. The coding region runs from base 205 to 1050 and encodes 281 amino acids. Lineage: Eukaryota; Metazoa; Arthropoda; Insecta; Hymenoptera; Braconidae.